AUGAAGGGAUCUUCGCGUUCGUCUUCUUCGCUCGUCGGCCAGCGAGAUGAGCAAGAAAUACCCGCCGUCGGGACAACUCUGGCGCCGGAGCAGAACCAGCAACCCGCCGUUAGGCAACGCGUCCGCCGUUCCCAGAAGACUUGUCUCCGGUGGACCCCUGAUCUUCACCGCCGCUUUGUGUAUGCAGUUGAGAACCUCGGUGGAGCAGACAGGGCAACUCCAAAGAUGAUUUUGGAAUUGAUGAAUUUGAAAGAUCUUACCAUACUUCAAGUGAAGAGCCACCUUCAGGCGUACCGGAAGGCGAGGAACGCCGGGACGUCGAAAGAAGCUGCAGCUGUAGCAGCAGCAACAACAACAGAAAGGAACAUGAGAGAUGAUCAAGGGGAGGGGCUUCUGAUAGAUGGCGGCGAUAAUGUUCAGGGAACUGCUGGAAGAGAAGGCACUGGAAAUAACACCAUGUCAGAAUCAGUUGGUUCCAAAAAUCCUGAACCUUCUACUGGAGAUGAAAACGGCAUCUCUCUUGAACUAACUCUAGGUUAA
Messenger RNA from Diospyros lotus (date-plum), 540 nucleotides. Its product is annotated as probable transcription factor KAN2. NCBI's taxonomy places the organism in Eukaryota, Viridiplantae, Streptophyta, Magnoliopsida, Ericales, Ebenaceae. Gene Ontology annotation, molecular function: DNA-binding transcription factor activity; DNA binding. Bases 1 to 540 code for a protein of 179 amino acids. The transcript has 5 exons. The record is from RefSeq and is a predicted model, not a curated record.